This is a messenger RNA of Gadus morhua (Atlantic cod), 5635 nucleotides long. It is a transcript of the gene ptk7b, whose product is annotated as protein tyrosine kinase 7b. Gene Ontology annotation, cellular component: neuronal cell body; plasma membrane; axon. Gene Ontology annotation, biological process: protein phosphorylation; synapse organization; homophilic cell-cell adhesion. Gene Ontology annotation, molecular function: ATP binding; protein kinase activity; axon guidance receptor activity. The coding region runs from base 551 to 3802 and encodes 1083 amino acids. The transcript is spliced from 20 exons. NCBI's taxonomy places the organism in Eukaryota, Metazoa, Chordata, Actinopteri, Gadiformes, Gadidae. The record is from RefSeq and is a predicted model, not a curated record.
GCAGCCGAGGGAGCCCGAGUCAGACCGAGGGUGAACCGGAGUGGGGAACCAACUUGCAGCGCGCCGAAGAAACUCCCUCUGUUCCCCCAGACCCACCGAAUGGUUUGGCGGACGGUAGCCAGGGACACCGCGGCGCUGGGAGCUUUGCGACAAGGAGACACACCGUACGUGGAGAUAGAGACAGAGAUGGCCGUAGUGCAGCAAAGUAACGCGUUUCACCUCCUCGCCGCGUCGCUAUCCUAGGCUACCUGCGAUCCACGACCGCAAACUUUUUUAUCCGCGUCGCGCUGCUCCGCCGCCGUCUACCGCGGAAAGUGUGUUCCUCCCCUCCUGCCUCCGCGUCCGUAUACGCUUUGCAACCACCUCCAGGGAGUUACACAUGUUUUAAUCGUCUUAAGUUUCUCGGGAACAUCCGAGGUAGCCCGUGAGACCGGCGGAGGAGGCACCAGUGCUUGGCGGUCCUACCUCCACGCAGGCGCUCCCCGGUGGAUCCCCUUCCAGUCCGUCUCCCGUCGUUUGUUGAGCAGCUGUCCGGUGUCUCAUCACCACCAUGGAACUAUCCGCACUACACGCAAACCGCAGAGAAACACGGCGGCAGAGGACGGCUCACUCCCCGGCGACCCGCAGGACAAUGCCGGCCAUGGGCGCGCUGUACGCGGUGGGCAUCGUCUUGUUCCAAGCUCUGUCCACGGCCACCGCCGCGAUCCAGUUCACCAAGGAGCCCAAGUCCCAGGAUGCAUUGCACGGCCGCAGUGCCAUGCUCCGCUGCGAGGUCAGCGACCCGGCCGACGUCGCCUACCGCUGGCUGCACGACGGCCAGCCCCUGCAGAGCAGCGAGCGGCGUUUCCAGGAGACCAGCAACCUCAAGUUCACCGCCGUGGACCGCCUGCUGGAUGCCGGCAACUUCGAGUGCGUGGUGGAGAACACGGCCUCGGGCGAGUCGCUCCAUUCCACCAACGCCUCCUUCAACAUCAAGUGGCUGGAGAGCGGCGGGGUGACCCUGAAGGAGCCGGCGUCGGAGGCGGACAUCGAGAGCUCGGCGCCGGUCACGCUGCGCUGCCACAUCGACGGACACCCGCGGCCGACGUGCCAGUGGUUCCGUGACGGCGUGCGUCUGGCGGAGAAGAGCCACCAGAUCAACAACAAGGAGCGGACGCUCACGCUUCCCAGCGCUAGCCCCGACCACAACGGCCUCUACUACUGCUGCGCCAAGAACGCCGCCGGCCACGUCUGCAGCAGCACCAACUUCACGCUCACCAUCAUAGACAAGAGCUUCCCGCGGGCGGUGGUCACACCUGAGGACCAGGUGGUGAUGAAGAACGAGGAGGCGUCCUUCCACUGCCAGUUCAGCGCCGAGCCGCCCCCCACCCUCCAGUGGUUCCACCUGGGCGAGCCGCUGGCCAACAAGUCCCGGGUGAUCCUGUAUGACAACGGCACGCUGGUCAUCACCCAGGUGAAGCCCAGGAACACCGGUGUGUACAAGUGUGUUGGGGUCAGCGCCCAGGGGCCCCGAGGGCCCCAGGUCGCUCUGGAGGCCUCUCUCCACAUCGCAGAGCUGGAUGACAUGGUGCCGCGGCUGUCCCAGGUGUUCACGGCGGACAGCAUGCAGCGGGUGGCGUGCCGCGCCCCCCGGGGCCAGCCGCCCCCCGAGGUGUGGUGGGAGCGGGCCGGCCAGCUGGUGGCCUCGGAGGGCCGGGUGUACCAGGACGGCCUGGACCUGGUGUUCAGCCCCACGGAGCAGGGCGACUCGGGCGUCUACACCUGCGUGGCCCAGAACAAGGCGGGCCGCAAGACCCAGGAGGUCACCUUCACCGUGGCCACUGCCCCCGUGUGGGUGAAGAAGCCCGCCGAAAGCAGCCUGGAGGAGGGGAAGCCCGGCUACUUGCACUGCCACGCCCAGGCUAACCCAGAGCCUGUGGUCAUCUGGAUGCGCAACAGCAUGAUGAUCUCCCCCGACGAUGGCCGCUACAAGCUGUUCCCCAACGGCACCCUGCGGAUCAACAACGUGGAGGUGUACGACGGCCAGGUGUACGCCUGUGAGACCAAGACGGACGCCGGGAGACUCGUCGGCCAGGCCAGGGUCUGGGUCCUGGAGAAGCUGAAGUUCACCCCGACACCGCAGACCGCCCAGUGCCUGGAGCUCGACAAGGAGGUGGUCAUCCAGUGUUCUGCCACCGGCCGCAGCAACCCCACCAUCCGCUGGACCAAAGCAGACGGAGGAGACCUCCCGCCCCACGUGGAGUCGCGCUACGGCCAGCUGGUCUUCACCAAGGUGACCCGCAGCGACGCCGGCAACUACACCUGCAUCGCCUCCAACGACCAGCAGGGGGAGAUCCGCGCGCUCGUGGCCCUCAGUGUGGCAGUGUUCAUCCACUUCAAGCUGGAGCCUGAGAACACCACGGUGUACCAGGGCCAUACCGCCACCCUGCACUGCCAGGCCACCGGGGACCCAGAGCCACACGUCCAGUGGUUCGUCAAAGAGAACCUUCUGGAGACCAUCAAGGACCCCAGGUUCCAGAUGAUGCCCAACGGCUCGCUGGUCAUCCAUGACGUGAGGACGGACGACACGGGGCGCUACAGCUGCGUGGUCGGGAACAGCUGCAACAUCAAGGACCGCAUGGCCCAGCUCUACGUCGUGGAGAAACCGAUCCACUCGUCGGAACACGAUGACAAGGCGCCCUACAAGUUGAUCCAGACCAUCGGGUGGUCGGUGGGGGCGGCGGUGGCCUACAUCAUCAUCGUCCUGGGCCUCAUGUUCUACUGCAAGAAGAGACGCAACGCCAAGAGGCUCCAGAAGGGGACGGACGGGGAGGAGCCCGAGAUGGAGUGCCUCAAUGGUGGCGCCGUGCAGCAGAACGGCCACACCACGACGGAGAUCCAGGAGGAGGUGGCACUCACCAACAUGGGCUCAACGGCGCCCGGCGACAAACGCCACAGCCACGUGAGCAGCGACAAGCUGCAGGUCCCCCGGGCAAACCUGAACACCAUCACCACCCUGGGUAAAGGGGAGUUUGGCGAGGUGCUGCUGGCCAAGGCGCGGGCGGAGGGCAGCGAGGAGGAGUCGGUGGUGCUGGUGAAGAGCCUGCAGAGCCGCGAGGAGCAGCUGCAGCUGGACUUCCGCCGCGAGGCCGACAUGUUCGCCAAGCUCAGCCACGCCAACGUGGCGCGCCUGCUGGGCGUGUGCCGCGAGGCGGAGCCCCACUACACCGUCAUGGAGUACUGCGACCUGGGAGACUUGAAGCAGUUCCUGAGAAUAUCCAAAAGCAAAGACGACAAAGUCAAAUCACAUCCCCUCAGCACCAAGACCAAAGUGUCCAUCUGUGCCCAGGUGGCUCGCGGCAUGGAGCACCUGUCCAACCACCGCUUCGUGCACAAGGACCUGGCCGCCCGCAACUGCCUGGUCAGCAGCCAGCGCCACGUCAAGGUGUCCGCCCUCGGGCUCAGCAAGGACGUCUAUAACAGCGAGUACUACCACUACCGGCAGGCCUGGAUCCCGCUGCGCUGGCUGCCCCAAGAGUCUGUGUUUGAGGACGACUUCUCAACCAAGUCCGACGUGUGGGCCUUCGGCGUGCUGAUGUGGGAGGUGUUCAGCCUCGGAGAGCUGCCCUACACCAAAAUGGCCGACGACGAAGUGCUGGAAGGUCUGCAGGGCAUGAAGCUGAAGCUUCCCGUCCCCGAGGGCUGCCCCUCCAAGAUCUCCAAGCUGAUGGCACGCUGCUGGGCCCCCAGCCUCAAGGAGCGGCCCUCCUUCACCGACAUCGUCCACGCCCUGGGAGACCUGCCCUCGGACAGCAAGGUCUGAGCAGGGGGAGGGGGAGGGAGACUGGAGACCCUCCGUAGACGCCUAGGCCCACCCCACCCACCCGACACUCGCACCCCCGAAACAACAACAACAACACAGAUGCUGGAUUAUUAGUCACACAUUUCAGGGAUGGGCAUCUAGGAGCGAACUCUUGGCCGUUGUUUUUAUAUUAUUAUUAUUAUCCUCAUCAUCACCGUUGUGUGUUUUUCGUAUGUAUUUUUUCACAACGCGGGGUGUGUGUGGACUGCAGUGGAAGACGUUUGGCUCGACCCUUGGAAACGACCCGUGCUUUGUAGUGGGUCAUGCAGGAGCGACGUUGGUCAUGAGCCGUGUGAACGAGGAACCACCCCUUCCCCCCCCUUUUUGCCUUAACCACAGCAUGUAGAGCGCUCUACAGCCCCAGAGCCCCACACUCUUUGGUCCCUAUGGACAACCUGCCCUCCCCCCCCCCCCAUCACCCCCACCACCGCCUCCCUAAGGAUGGUUCUGUCCAAGAGACUCUGCGACGCGGCAUGCAAGAGUACCUGUGCCUCCGCUCUGACCUGCGACCUCUCACUGCUGUUUUAGAAACCGUUGAUUAUAAGGCCACGGGGUCGGAUGAUAGCCAUCACUUGUUUUGAUUUUUGGAUGGCCGGCUGUGUAAGGGCGGUCACUCCCUGCACUCGGCCUUCUCAGGAUACCGCAGAGGGGAAGGAACUCAUGAGUGUAAAAUGGAUGGAGAUAGAGUGCGGUUUAUACUGGCUUUCUUCCGGACAACUUCCUUCACAACUUCCUGUGACUGUAAACACAAUAACUAACCAUGACCUGUUUGUCCAGCAGGGGGCACUGUUCUGUGUUAUGUGUGUGUGUGUGUGUGUGUGUGUGUGUGUGUGUGUGUGUGUGUGUGUGUGUGUGUGUCCUGUGUCCGUGUGUGUCCGUGUGUGUGUUGUCGUAAACAAAACUUAACAGACAAUGUUCCGAUCCUCAAUCAGGAAAUUAAAAUCACGUCUAUUAGCCAAGUAAGACCCUGAGAGGAUGAGAGAGUGUGUCAGUGUUUGUGUCACCUUAAUCGGAUUAAGGUGCUUUGUGGCGGCGACUUAGGAGUAGUGUUGCCCAUUGAGCUCAUGCGUCACGUUAUCACUUGCUGCAGGGCAAACGCAGACUAUCAACGCUAUAGUCCCCAUCCUGGUCCAACAGCGAUUCCCUACACUGCGAUCUGGACUAUAUCGUCGUGCAAUGUUGCAGAGUGGACCAUCCCCAUCGGAGAUGUGUGCAUAACGUAGAAGCCAUGCACUAACUUCACUUAAAAAAAGCAAAAGAAUUGCCCUGUUUAUCUCUUUCAUUUUGUAUGCGUAGGACACGGUGCCUGUUUAUUUAUAAUGAAGGACCGGUCUUUUUCUUUUUGUAUUGUGUGUUUAUAAUAGAAAAAGGUACUCUUGGACACUUGUUAGCGUAGUCAUGCUAUGUAUUCAGUAUCGUGUUCCAUCGGGUUUGGGGGAGAGUUAGAUAACCGGCUAAAACAUGUUAACACAUAGAACCGAGGUCCAGAGAGUGACUGCUGGCUGUCAGUAUUCAUGUUAAGUGCCUGGUAAAUGAAGGAUUAUCUUACCUGUUUUCCAUGCGCGUCUGACUUUUUUCAGUAUCUAAUCAAAUGCAACGAAUGGCCUUCUCUUUUCUGUUUAUAAACUAUUGGUUUUUUUUAUACUUUUUAAUGUAAGUUUGUUUAUUUUUUUAAUAUGAACACUAGGCACUCACACCUAGACCUCUUUUUUUAAUCCGCUUCAGCAAAUGUUUCACAGUAAUCCUGUUAUAGACGGUCUGCUGUCAAUAAAGGUUCACAGUGUUUUUAAACCA